UGUAGCGUACUUUUCGACUGUCUUUUUCCGAGAGAAGAACAUAGUUAUAGGUAGUUGUUGCCGCUCUUUUUUCUUCUGGGCGAGAAGGUUCUUAUAAACAAAGAUCCCACCUUCGAUAGUUAGCACCUUCCUUUGCCUUUUGGGUGCAACCGCAGGUGCCCUUGUCGGUGCACCACGUUUCGUCGACAUUGUUGGUUAUGUCUGGGAGAAAACUUGUAAACAGGAGGCACUUUAGAGUCACACUGCUAGCAAUUGAACACAAAUUUAAAUUUAGCAAGCCGAACACAUUCUGUGCUGUACAGGAGACAUGGCACGGAGGAGAUGUGUCAGGAUUCAGGUUGCAACUUGGACUCAGAUGCAGAGAGGACAGGGAGGUGAGUUUGUGAAUAACGGUUUAUUGCAGCUUGGAAGCGAACAAAUAAACUCCGAGGACUAAAGCCGGGAUUGGCAGGGUUCCAACGAGGACCAGUCUGGCAGGUUAGGAGUCCGUGUUGUCGGUGGGCCGCAAGAGGUGAGCACUGGUUUGCAGGGAGCAAGGACAGAUGGCAGACUGGGAACAAAGAACAAUAAUUAGGUAGAGGUAACUCACUAGGUCUUCAAAGCAAAAAGAUAGGCAAGGUGGCUAGGCUACGAACUCGACGUAGAGCGUUGAUAGUCUGGCGACGAGUUGGAGUCCCACAGCGUCUUAAGAGCAGUCAAGUGUAAUUAGGAUGACAAGGUGCAGCUGCUAGACUCCAACACGUCAACCCUGCAAAGCACUCAUGACACACACACACACACGCACACACACGGGCUGGACUCAGGGUGCUGAAACAGCAGACCUGACAGUACCCCCCCUCCCACGGGCGCCACCUGGCACACGAGCCAAGUAACCGGGGUGGGCACGAUGGAAGUCGCGGAUCAACAACUUGCACAGGAUCAACCGCGCAGGAACCCAACUCCGCUCCUCCGGCAGUCAACCAGGUACUGGAGGCCACGACCCCGGCGACACACAUCCAGGAGCCUGUCCACAGCCCAAGCGGGAUGACCACUGACCACCAGGGGAGAAGGAGGGGGUGGCACAGGGGGCGAUAGAGGAAUGAAAGAACCUGGUUUUAUCAGGGAAACAUGGAAGGUGGGGUGAAUGCGGAGAGAGGCAGGGAGCUUUAGGCGUACCACACAUGGAUUUACCACAGCCACAAUCUCAUAAGGGCCAAUGAAACGGGGGGACAGUUUUUUGGAUUCAACCUUGAGUGAUAGAUGCUUCGUACUGAGCCACACUUUCUGACCAACCGUGUAAGCGGGCACAAGGAUGCAGCGACAGUUGGCUUGUACCUGAGACAUGGCAGAGGACCGGAGAAGGGCAGCGCGGGCCUGCUUCCAGACCUUGGAGCACCGGCGUAUGUGGGCCUGCACUGAAGGGACUGCAAGUUCAUGCUCCCGCAAUGGGACCAGUGGAGGUUGGUAGCCUAAGGAGCAUUGAAAAGGGGACAUGGCCAAGGAGGUGCUGGGCAGCGAAUUAUGGGCAUACUCAACCCAGGCAAGGUGGGUGCUCCAUGAAGCGGGACGAGACUGGUAUAUGCAACAGAGUGCCGUCUCCAGCUGUUGAUUGGUGCGCUCACGUUGCCCGUUAGUCUGAGGAUGAUAGCCAGAGGAUAGACUAACACCUAUACCAAGCGCUGUUCAAAACGCUCUCCAAACCUGUGAGGUGAAUUGGGGCCCCCUGUCAGAGACUAUAUCAGAUGGGAUGCCAUGCAGGCGGAAAACGUGCUGGACCGACAGGUCGGCAGUCUCCUUGGCAGAUGGAAGCUUGGAAAGUGCCAGGAAGUGUGCUGCUUUGGAAAACCUGUCCACCACAGUGAGGAUGACUGUUUUCCCAUUUGACGUGGGUAGCCCAGAAACGAAGUCCAGGGCGAGGUGCGACCAAGGGCUUCUGGGAAUGGGAAGUGGACGCAGUAAACCAGAGCUUGGUUUAGAGGAUGUCUUAUUUUGAGCACAUACUGUGGAUGCAGAGACAAAGGACCGGGUGUCAUCUUCCAUGGUGGGCCACCAGAAGCGUUGACGGAGGAAGGCCAAUGUUCUGCGGAUUCCAGGGUGACAGGUAAGUCACGAUGAAUGGGCCCACUGUAGCACCUGGGGGCGGACCAAAUCAGGGACAAGCAGGGAGUUCCAGGGACCCCCACCAGGAUCAGCUUGUUCUUCCUGGGCCUCCUUUACCAGCAUUUCUAUUUCUAAUAUGAUUGAGCCCAGAAAGCAAUGUGGAGACAAGCUGGGAUCUGGAUCAUUCUUGACACUCUCCCAGGUGAACUGGCUGGACAGGGCAUCCACCUUGGUGUUCUAGGCCCCUGGGCGGUAGGACAAGGUAAAGGUGAACCGGUCAAAAAACAAUGCCCACCUGGCUUGACGGGAGCUCAGCGUCUUAGCAGAGCGGAUGUAUUCCAAAUUAUUGUGGUCGGUCCACACGAUGAAUGUGUGUUCGGCGCCUUCCAGGAAAUGCCGCCAUUCCUCCAACGCCAUCUUCACCGCCAAGAGCUCCCGGUCUCCGAUCCCAUAAUUUUUCUCCGCCUGAGACAACUUGCGAGAAAAGAAGGCGCAAGGGUGGACCUUACCAUCAGUCUCGGAUCGCUGAGACAGCACCGCACCAACCCCCACCUCUGAUGCAUCAACCCCCACUAUGAACUGCCUCUGUGGAUCCGGAUGAACGAGGAUAGGAGCUGAGGAAAAAAGUUUAUUUAGCUCACAGAAGGCCAUGUCGGCCUUCUCAGACCAUUGGAAGGACGUUAGGGUUGAUGUGAGCGCAGUGAGGCCUGCUGCCACCCGACUGUAGUUCCGAAUGAACCACCGGUAGAAGUUGGCGAAGCCAAGGAAUUGCUGCAGCUCCUUUCUUGUGGAUGGCGUUGGCCACUCAGUGACUGCAGCUACCUUGGCUGGGUCCAUUUGAAGCUACCCCUCAGCAAUGACGUAACCCAAAAAGGUGGUCUUUGGAACAUGGAACUCACACUUUUCUGCUUUAACAAAGAGCUUGUUCUCAAGGAGUCUCUGAAGUACUUGUCGAACAUGUCGUUCGUGAUCUGCGACGGACCGGGACAAAACCAGGAUGUCAUCCAGAGGUGCUGAUGAAUACUAAAAUAGAGACGUCUGAUCUAAGAUGGACCAUCUUCUCAGAGGCCAAACCUGAGUGGGAGGAAGUGAGCGGUUUAGACGAGGAGAACAACAGCGUGAGGAUCUACCAGAUCUGUCAGACUGAUGGCUCAUUCAGCCACUGGCUGCGCAGCGGCUUCAUCCAGCGACGAGGAGCCUCCCAAGUAUACGUGGAGCUGCGUUUCACCAUGAUGGAGUGCUCCUCCGGGAACAGCCACCACCGCAGCUGCAAAGAGACCUUUAACCUCUACUACUAUCAGGCUGACUCCAACGAGGCCACAGACACAUACCCGCCAUGGAUGGAGAACCCUUACACAAAGGUGGAUACAGUGGCAGCAGACUUUCUCCUCAGGAAGGGCGGUGAACGGAAAUUCAACGUGAAGACCAUAAGACUCGGCCCUUUAUCCAAGAGAGGCUUCUACUUGGCCUUUCAGGCUCAGGGCUCCUGCAUGGCCUUGCUCUCCGUCAGGGUUUUCUUCAAGAAGUGUCCCCCACUCGUCAGCGCUCUUUCCUCUUUCCUUGAGACCGUUCCCCGCACUCUGGUCCAGGAGGCACACGGUGAAUGUGUGGAGCAUGCCACGCAGCAGGGGCCGCGAGCUCGGGCUCCCAAGCUUUUCUGUGGCGAAGAUGGCCAGUGGGUGGGCCAGCCGACCACCUCCUGCGCCUGCCUUCCUGGAUAUGAGGCCGCCGAGGGCUACACAAGAUGUACAGCUUGUCCCAUGGGUCACUUCAAAUCCGGCACAGAGGGACAGUGCACAGUCUGUCCGGGAGCAAGCCACGCCUCCAUCAGAGGGCAGUCUGUAUGUGCAUGUCGCCCUGGAUACUUCCGAGCACAAUCCGACACCCCUGACACUCCAUGCACCAGACCUCCCUCAGCACCACGCAGCAUCGCCUCCCAGAUUAACGGCACUUCGCUACGAUUGGAGUGGAACGAACCUCUGGACAAUGGCGGCAGAGCAGACCUCAGCUACAGCAUCAGGUGCCUCAUGUGCAGGACGCCGAGGGGCUCAUGCGUGUCCUGCGGCGACAGCAUCAGCUACCGCCCUGCUCAGCACGGCCUGACGAGUCGCAAGGUGGAGGUGUGGGGCCUGCUGCCUCACACCACAUACACCUUUGCCAUCCAGGCUCUCAAUGGGGUGUCCCAAUUCAGCGGCAAGGACCCCACAAGCGAGGGUGUCAACAUCACCACCAGCUAUGAUGUGCCGUCACUGGUGUCUGUGAUUCGUAAGAGUGACUCCACAGAGAGCAGCCUAACUCUUCACUGGUCCGUCCCUGUGCAGCCGCACUACACCAUUCUGCAGUAUCAACUCCGCUACUGUGAGAAGGAGCGGCACAGUGAUGAUCCGUGCCACUACACGGAGAGUAACAGAAACCAGGCCGUGCUGACGGACCUCCGCAGGGCCACUCAGUAUGAAGUGCAGGUCCGAGCGCGCACCAUGGCUGGUUAUGGCAGCUUCAGUCCUGCAGCAGUCUUCCGCACCCUGCCUGAUGGAAUUGACUCUUCUUCCCAGUUCUUGGUGCCGGGCAUCCUUAUCGCCAUCGGGAUGCUGCUGCUCGUCACUUUCAUCUUUGUGGCUGCUUACUGCAUACGCAGACACAGCCGUAUAAAGGAUCCAGAACUGAGCGACAAAAACAGCCAGUACUUAGUAGGCCAAGGGGUCAAGGUUUAUAUCGACCCCUUCACCUACGAGGACCCGAAUGAGGCAGUGCGCGAAUUUGCCAAGGAAAUCGAUGUUUCCUUUGUGAAGAUAGAGGAGGUUAUCGGAGCCGGGGAGUUUGGGGAGGUGUGCCGAGGGCGGCUGAGGGUCCCCGGGAAAAAAGAAAACUACGUAGCGAUAAAGACUCUAAAAGGCGGCUUCACAGAGAAGCAGCGGCGCGACUUUCUGUCUGAGGCGUCCAUCAUGGGCCAGUUCCAGCACCCCAACAUAAUACACUUGGAGGGCAUCAUCACAGCCAGCUGUCCGGUCAUGAUCCUCACCGAGUUUAUGGAGAACGGUGCUUUGGAUUCUUUUCUACGGCUUAAUGACAGCCAGUUCACACCCAUCCAGCUAGUGGGGAUGCUGCGCGGCAUCGCCUCAGGCAUGAAAUACCUUGCAGAGAUGAGCUACGUCCACCGAGACCUGGCGGCACGCAACAUCCUGAUCAACAGCAACCUGGUGUGCAAGGUGUCUGACUUUGGCUUGUCACGCUUCCUGCAAGAGAAUUCCUCUGACCCAACCUACACCAGCUCCCUGGGAGGGAAGAUCCCAAUCCGCUGGACAGCGCCAGAGGCAAUUGCCUUCAGAAAGUUCACGUCAGCCUCAGAUGUGUGGAGCUAUGGUAUCGUCAUGUGGGAGGUCAUGUCCUUUGGAGAGAGGCCCUACUGGGACAUGAGCAACCAAGAUGUAAUCAAUGCCAUCGAGCAGGACUAUCGGCUGCCCCCUCCUCCUGACUGCCCCACCCACCUGCACCAGCUAAUGCUGGACUGCUGGCAGAAGGAUCGGUCCGCGCGGCCUCGCUUCGCCGAACUCGUCAGUUCCUUGGACAAACUUAUCCGGAACCCCGCGUCGCUGAAAAUAGUCGCCCAGGAGGGAGCGGGGCCAUCCUACCCCCUGCUCGGCCAGCGGUCGCCGAUGGCCCUCUCGUCCUGUGCCUCGGUGGGGGAAUGGUUGAGGGCCAUCAAGAUGGAGCGCUACGAGGACAGCUUCCUGCAAGCCGGGCUCACUACCGUGGAGCAGCUGGGCCAGAUCACAACACAAGACUUGCUGCACAUGGGGGUGACUUUGGCCGGCCAUCAGAGGAAGAUCCUCUCCAGCAUCCAGACCAUGAACUUCCAAAACAAGAGCACAGCACCUGUGACCUUCUAGCUUACCUGAAUACGGAUGUCAGAAAAUGAGUCCAGGGCACUCUGGAUCAUCUCACGUGACCUAUGUUGGACCAGAAGCGACACAUUGGCAGAAUUUAUUAUUAAUCACCUGGAAAGAAAGAAUCAGUGAAACUUCCCUGGAGACUCAAUCAUCACAGACGACGCUGACACGUGCAGAAGGACUCCUCGCUUAGUGGGCCGUGCUUAUAUGUCAAAGGACCCCCAUUUCAAGUGCCAAGCUAAGAGAGAAGCAUAAAGAAUGCCGUGAUGAAAAGCAUCUGCUUGUCAAAUGCAGCAAAGAGGUUAAAGGCCAAAGAAAAGGUCUCACACGGUUGUGUUAAUACACACAAGAACCACUCACACAUGUCUGCUUCCAUCUGGAUCACAGCUUUCAUAUCAAGAUUUGAACACUUGAACUGUGUGGGAUUUGUCCUUUUUUUUUUUUUUUUUUUUUUUUUUUUUUUUUUUUUAAAUUCAUUUGAUUUCAACGUGACCUCUCUUUACUCAGGUGUAGCGUGUAAAGCAGGCUUUGCUGUGCUCGCUUGUCAUCAUAGCUCCUUUCAUCUUCCUCGGUCUGGUUCUAGCGUUAGCAUGGAAGGAGAAAAAGAGAGAGACAUAUCAGCACUUGUCGCCUCAGAGGGAUUCUAAUAUCCGCUCACGCGUUUUUUUUUUUCCGGCAGUGGGACAUUUCUGCAGCAUGCUUUUUAUGGAAACUUGAACAUGGACCAAACAUGACCAGAAAGCUUUCUGGCCUCAAUUGUCAGUGCUGAUGUCACAUUCAUUAUCUUCCGGUGUCAUUGUGUUUGUUUGUUUUUUGUGAAGAAAAAGGGAAAAAAAAGAAUAUUUUGCCUCAUUUAAAUGUACAGCAACAAUUUUUAUAAUAUUAUUUUUUGGAAACAUUGUACAUUGUUUCAGUUUUUGCCUCAAGCUGUACAAAAAGUCUUCUUAAAGACUCAGAUUACAAAUAAUGCACCCAGUGUGCCGAAUACCCUGGUUUCAGAAAGGAAUGCUAAUAACUCCACAGAGCUGCUGUUUGACUAGCACCACCACCCCUCCUUGUCUUACUGACUACAAGCGCCUGGGAAAAAGUGAUUGUAAUUCCGUUUUUUGUUUUUUUACUCCCAAGAUGUUGCAUCUUUUUAAAGGGUAAGAACAGUCUUUGUGGCAUUUAUGGCAAUUAGUUUGCAUAACGUCCCCCAGGAGGCUGACACCACUGCAGUGCAUGGGGGGGAAUGCAUCCUGCCAAACACCCAUGUCGGAUACAAAAAUGCGCACCACUUCUUUCUAAAUGGUUCAUUCUCUGCCCCAUAAAACACAGAAUCCCUUUUUAGUUGGCAUUUUGGAUUUUAAUUUGCACCACUGAAUAUACUGUAAGUGAGGUAGUGCAGAAUGCAAAACCCUCACCCCUUCCUCGCUGUACCUGAUGGGGCAGAUUGUAGAUCACAGUAGCUUAAAUAUGGCUUUUCUAUCAUCUGGGAUCAUUUUCUGUGGCUGUAAGAAGAUUGAGGUGCAAUUAACCCUCGCUGAUUAACAAGAAGCCGCCGAACUGAGUUGCAGGAAGUGUGUGGCCAUUUUAUGGCUGCACUUUUAUAAUCAAUACAGAGUGGACUCAAAACUCCAAUCAGUGUAAAUCAAACUGGUGCUAGGUGUGCCAUCUUUUCUAAAGCUCAUCUAAACCAUGACAAGCCUUCAUACAAAGCAUUGGGGAUGUACACUGCAAGUAUGUCAGACGUUCCUUUUGAGGGAUCGUGGAAAUGUGGUCUUCAUAUUGAAGAUCUCAAUAUACUUUACUUUGAAAUAAUAGAUAAAAAGAUAUGUUUGAUUAUUGUUGUGUGUAGGCUAAUUUGUAUUCAGUAUUCAUAAAUAAAGAUGCUCAUAAAUAUU
Messenger RNA from Phyllopteryx taeniolatus (common seadragon), 7849 nucleotides. It is a transcript of the gene ephb4a, whose product is annotated as eph receptor B4a. The coding region runs from base 3096 to 5966 and encodes 956 amino acids. The transcript is spliced from 17 exons. The record is from RefSeq and is a predicted model, not a curated record. Lineage: Eukaryota; Metazoa; Chordata; Actinopteri; Syngnathiformes; Syngnathidae. Gene Ontology annotation, molecular function: transmembrane-ephrin receptor activity; protein binding; ATP binding. Gene Ontology annotation, cellular component: plasma membrane; neuron projection. Gene Ontology annotation, biological process: axon guidance; cell surface receptor protein tyrosine kinase signaling pathway; central nervous system projection neuron axonogenesis.